UGGCCCUUACGCAAAUCAAGAUGACACAAGAACCCGGGCUGGAGGUCUGGGAAUCCUUCUCAGAGGCGUCAGAAGGGGAAAGCGAUGCUUCUUUUUCUCUGGCAGGGGGAGAAGCAGGAAAAGAAGCUUUUGGGCUGGAAACUUUGAGCUGUCAGUGAUCCCAAGGGACGCUUUGCCACGUGGAGAGACCAGCUGGCUGGGACCAAACUGCUGCUGUCACCGCCGGGAAGCAAGAAGCUGCGGGAGGCUCCUACCCCUUGGCUUUUGAAGCUGCCGGCGACUCCCAGCCAUGCAGAUCCUGCCUCUCCUCUGUGCUUUCCUCGUCCUGAUGCUCCAGGGAGCAGCAGGGCUGUCCCGAGCUCGAGGAUCACCCCAGGACUGUGAGCGCCGUGGGGGCUUCUGCUCUCACGGCUCGUGCCCUCCAGGGAUCGGUCGCAUUGGCAUUUGCUCCAAGCAAGACUUCUGCUGUCGGAGCCGAUGGUAUCCCUGAUGGCCUCCUGGGUCCCUGGCACCGAUCUCUGAGCAGCCCUCUGAGAACACCCUGAGCCCUGCAGUGUGGUCAGGAUGAUGCUGCACGAAGGCACUAAACACUGCCAGGAGCGGCAGCAACCUCGGACAGCCGGACCAUGGUCCAGUGGGAAUCCUGUACCCCAGCAUCCCCAAUACAAGCGCCUGGGGUUGAGACCCUGAACUCUGCAAGCAGGACGUCCCCCUCGCUUCUGGCUCCUGGACCCAUCUCGUGAUGUCCUCCCCGCUCCCUCCUCUCCCCGUUUGUGAUUGGGCUGCCGUGCCCUGUACUGCUGACUCAGAAAGGCAAGAGCCAGGAGGUUCGGAGAAGGUAGCAAAUCCUUAUUUGUGGAGCACAAGAGCUUUGUUACAAGGUCCCAGCUCUGGUCCCAGUCGCAGAACCCACCGCAGGAACAUUUCUUUAAAGAAACAGGGUGUGAGAGACCCCGGGGGGAUGCCACAGCAACCAG
Molecule: messenger RNA, 977 nt
Organism: Chroicocephalus ridibundus (black-headed gull)
Lineage: Eukaryota; Metazoa; Chordata; Aves; Charadriiformes; Laridae
Product: gallinacin-5-like
Exons: 5
Coding region: 290-490 (66 amino acids)
Biological process (GO): cell chemotaxis; defense response to bacterium
Cellular component (GO): extracellular region
Molecular function (GO): chemoattractant activity; CCR6 chemokine receptor binding
Source: RefSeq, a predicted model, not a curated record